AUGGUGGAUGCACUUGAAUUCGGAGAUGUCUUUACGGAGGAUAUGGGAGUUCUGAAUCCAGGACGUGUGAAACUAGCAGAAUCCAUGAUCCAGUUCAAAAAUGAGAAGACUGGAAAGCUGAGCACAAUUAACGCCUCAGACUUGGACGGCUUGAAUUGGCAGAGACUCGGAAAUCGACCAGGUCUGAAGAUGCGUUGCUCAGACGGGAAAAAAAUUCGUUUUGGGGGCUUCAAAGAUUCAGACUUGGAGAAAAUCAGACAGUUCGCUCAGAAAAAUUGGCAUAAGGAGGUAGAACAUAAUGAUCUCGUGUUGAAGGGUUGGAACUAUGGCACCUGCCAAGUUGACGGCCAAUCUGUCGAGUUCACACUGGAGAACAAACCCGUGUUCGAAGUGCCGCUUUCGAACGUCGCCAACUGCGUCGGAAAUAAAAGCGAAGCAACACUUGAAUUCCAUCAGAACGAUGAUUGUCCUACUUCCCUAAUCGAAAUGCGUUUUCACAUGCCUGCAGAUGUGGAUGAGGAAGAAUCAGAUCCUGUUGAGGAGUUCCGUAAAGCUGUAAUGGCCUUUGCUGGUAUUGAAACAGAGACUGGACAACCUGUUGCUUCGUUGCAACAGAUUUUAUGUACUACUCCUCGAGGACGUUACGAUAUCAAGGUGUUUCCGAAUCACCUAUCACUUCAUGGAAAAACAUACGAUUACAAAAUUCCUAUCAAAACAAUCAUGCGUCUUUUCCUUGUUCCCCACAAGGACGGUCGGCACGUGUACUUUGUUAUUUCUUUGAAUCCUCCAAUUCGUCAAGGGCAAACUCGUUACCAUUACCUCGUUCUUGAAUUUCUCAAGGAAGACGAGAUUGACCUUGAACUUGGGCUGACCGAGCAGCAGCUCAAUGAUCAAUAUGGCGGAAAGUUGGAAAAAGAACUGUCCGGUCCGCUUUACGAAGUUGUUUCGAAAAUUUUCCGUGUUCUCAUUAACAUGAAGAUUACUGUUCCGGGGAAUUUCAUCGGGCAUUCUGGUACACCAGCUGUUAUGUGCGCUCACAAACAGGCUUCCGGAUUCCUUUAUCCUUUGGAAAAAGGUUUUCUUUACAUCCACAAACCGCCCAUGUACGUUCGAUUCGAAGAGGUUGCAUCCGUUCAUUUCGCGAGAUCUGAUGUUUCUACACGUUCAUUCGACUUCGAGAUCGAGCUCAAGUCUGGCCAAGUGCUUGUAUUCAACAGUGUGGAGAAAGAGGAGUAUAACAAACUCUACGAUUACGUACAAAACAAGCACUUACGCAUUCGUAACGCAAAGAAAAUGGACAAAAACUAUGCCGAAGAUCGGUUUGCUGGUUCUGAUGAUGAAAUUGAUCCUUAUAAAGAGACCGUGAAAGCAGAAGGAAAAGAGCGCGCUGGAGCAGAUUCUGAUGAUGACUCAGAUUCCGAGGAUGACGACUAUGACCUAGAUGAAGAUAUCAAGAAACGCAAACAAGAUCGCGAAUCAAGUGAGGGGAGCGGGUCUGAGCCAGAUGAAGAAUUCGACUCAGAUGCUGGGUCCAGUGACGAAAGCGGAUCUGGUGGUUCAGAUGAUGAAGCUUCACCUAAAAAGAAGAAGAAGAAGGAGAAGGAAGCCAAACCAAGGGAAAAGAAGGAAAGGAAAGAGAAAAGUGGAGAGGGUAGGAAAAGGCGUGAGAAAAAAGAGAAGGAUCCUAACGCUCCGAAGAGGGCUCAGUCUGCAUACUUCCACUGGCUCAACGAAAACAGGGCAAAGAUAAAGAAGGAUGGCGAUUCCGUAGCUGAUGUUGCGAAGCGAGCUGGAGAAAUGUGGAAAGCCAUGGACGCAGAAUCAAAGGCGCCAUGGGAGAAAAAAGCGGCUGCGGAUAGAGAGCGCUACGAGUCUGAGAUGAAGGAAUUCAAGAAAACUGGUGCCAAGGCCCCCUCAUCAGAAACGACUUCAAAGAAAUCCUCGGGACCUUCGCCACUGAAAGCAAAAUCUAAGGAAUAUAUAAGUGACAGCGAUGACUCCGAUGACGAUGACGAUAAACCAUUGAGACCCAAAGAGAAAAAGGAUAAAGAAGUCAAAAAGGAAGUGAAAGAAGAGUCAAAUUCUGAUGCAAGCGAUUGA
Molecule: messenger RNA, 2100 nt
Organism: Haemonchus placei
Lineage: Eukaryota; Metazoa; Nematoda; Chromadorea; Rhabditida; Trichostrongylidae
Source: the annotation of a GenBank genome assembly